This is a messenger RNA of Plectropomus leopardus (leopard coralgrouper), 3308 nucleotides long. RefSeq names its product sulfiredoxin 1 homolog (S. cerevisiae) (gene srxn1). Gene Ontology annotation, molecular function: sulfiredoxin activity. Gene Ontology annotation, biological process: cellular response to oxidative stress. The record is from RefSeq and is a predicted model, not a curated record. Gene Ontology annotation, cellular component: cytoplasm. Lineage: Eukaryota; Metazoa; Chordata; Actinopteri; Perciformes; Serranidae.
ACUCAAACAGGACGCUGUUGUCCGACGGUGUCGUUUAUUAAAUGUUUCGCUUGUGGCACGGCGCUAAAACUCAGGUGAAACUCUCGGUUUUAUAUGUAAGAAAUAUGUCCACUCAGUGCGACGCGGCGGACGUUGAAAGCAACAGGUCGAUUCACUCGGACGGCCUCGAGGAGGUUCAUAACAUCCCGAUGCAGGUCAUCAUCAGACCGAUCCCUCCGGAGCUGGACGAGCAGAAAGUUCAGAGUCUGAUGGACACAAUAAAGGAGACAGCAGACAUCAGUGUUGUUCCUCCCAUCGAUGUGCUCUGGAUCAAAGGCAGCGAGGGCGGAAACUACUACUACUCUUUUGGAGGCUGUCACAGGUUUGCCGCGUAUCAGAGGCUCAACAUGCCGACCAUCCCGGCCAAGCUCAUCAAAUCCAACAUCUCAGACCUCAAAACUUACUUGGGGUCUUCGACACCUGAUCUGCGGUGAUGCUGGAGCAGCUUUUUGAGAGACUUGUCUCAGGUGGCUCACACACUCAAACACUGUUAUGAUUUUUCAGUUGCAGCUGCAGAGCAAAGGAUUUACCAGCAGGGGGAAAUGUAACUCUGUAGUUAAACACAGUACAUUUAUCAUUUGAAACAAUUGAAAUCUAAUUUAAAGGGUGUGUGUGUGUAGAUUGUGUUUUUGUUUAUUAUACCAUUUCACCAAGUCGUCUGUCAUUUUACACCUUGAAACACAACUUGUACUUGCACAUAUGUGGAUAUAUCUGAAUGACACAAAGCUAAGAUGCAAAUCUUGGGGCCUUUUUUCACGGCAGACACAUUAAGUUGUCAUAGUAAGAGAAGCACAGGUGUUAACAUUUACAUCGGCUACGUUUUCAUGUACAAAAUGUUCCGUUUUUUUGCCCUUAUUCCAAAAAGACAAUAUCGCAACCGAGCCGUUGCAAGGCGGUUUAAGUGAAUAUUUCCCGUUUACAAGCAGCCGUGCGUAUUCUGAUCAGUGUGCCCCAACAUGUUGUUCAUCACAUCAAAAUAUCGAAAAUUGGACAUCAGGAGCUGCUUGUGCAAUUUUUACUGCUUUUUUUUUUCCAAAAUUGAUUUUUUCAGUGAAGUUGAAGUUUUUCACCAGAGGCGGACUUGUUCAACCAUGCAAACAAAGCCUCCAUCUUUGGUUGUUUCAAUCACCCAGCUGACCAUUGGCAUUGUCAGAUGUCGAUAUUUGGUUUAAUUUAGGUUGUGGUGUCUGGUGACCAAAAUUCAAUGUUAGGACAAUGUUUAACGCCACCAUUAAUUUGAUGUAGAAUACUGAAGACAGAUGACGUUGAUAUUUGUUGGUUUUAAGUUGUGUUGUUAUGUAACCAAAAUUCAAUGUCUUCCAAACAUCUCAUGCCAAUGUCACUUUGAUGUAGAAUAACGACAUUAAUUCAUAAGGUAUAAGGAACAAAACCCAACGUCUGCAAAAUGACUUAAUGUUGACAUCCACACAAUGUAAAAUUCUAACUUCAUUUCAAUCAAGAUUUAGCGUCUGUCUGACAUAAGAGUCCAACGUCUUUCUGACGUUGUAUCUUCUUGAAAAAGUCGGCAUUGCGAUAUUUGUGCAUAUCCAAAUACUUGUUGAUAUACAAGUCUUUUAUAAUGUUUAAAAGGGGAUGCGUUUCUCAUUUGUACCAAAAACGUGAGGAUUUUUGGGGCUUUGCAAACUGUUGAUUUGUGCACAACGCAUAAACAGGCAAGGAGUCGUGUGUCACAUCCAACAAAUGCUCCUAAAAUCUGAACAAUACGGGCAUAUCCCGCAUGUCUUAAUCAGAAAAUUCUGCAUUCAGAAAAAGCCCAAGUAUCCCAUGAGAAUAUGUUUUUUUACAUUGUUGAAUUUUGUAUUCAGGAUAUUGUCAUAUUUGGAAUAAUAGUCAAAUAUUAAGGUCUGUGUAAACACACCUAUAGUCUCUGUUCUGUUCAAAUGUCCCAGUAAGCCACUAAAGUGUGCCCGUUAGCCAGAAUGCACCAUACUAGGACAGUCAUCAUUAAUUUUACUAUUCGCACCUGUCCUUUUCCUGCUGUGACAUGUCAAAACAUGCUCUGCAGAGGAAACAAAAGGCUCAUUGAAUCCACCAGUGGUUUCCUUCAAGUGCACCUUUUGAGCUCCUUCUACUGAGUUCUGGGAAAAGAUUUAAAUAUUGUCGCACAUUCAAGUUAUUUUAGUCUGAAAUUAUAUCAAAAGGUCCCUGUAGUCAGUCUUUUUAUUUUUUCUUCUUGGCACUGGUGUUAAUUUUAGUAAUCAAACGUUGCAGAGCUGCUUUGUGUGCAGCAGCAGAAUAUGAGAAGGAAAUGUGCAUUAUUUUUAUUUAUUUGUUAAAGUGCACAAGUAAAGGAGGAAGAAAUGUUGCACAGAGUAUCAAAAAGGUAUGAAAUCUCACACACAGUAAGGUUUGAUUGUGAUGUUUCAGACAGCGCAAGACGGAAACAGAAAGGAGCCUAUAGAGCAGAUGGUUUGGGGAGGGAGUCAGGUGUUAUGAGAAUUAUGAGAACGUCAGGGUGACAGCGUCUUGUGUCAAAAUGCAAGAUGUUGAGUCUUGCUUUCUUUUUUUUUUUUUUUUUGCAUCAUCACUCUUUCCUACUCGUCAUCUCUGGUCCCUCCCAAAACCAUGCAGUCUUGCUGCUGUCGUCCAGGUCAGCUUGUAUGAAAACCCCCUUAAACCAAAGUCUUUUCUCACUGCCCUGAAGUGCCAGCAGAUAAAAUUACUUUACAAAUUUGGCUUAUUCUUCACACUGCAGUCUCUGCAGUGCACUGCACUACAGAUAGUUAGUUGUUUUCAGAUUCUGGUUACUUUAUUAACCUAAUAUGUAGGUUUGGUUUGCGGUCAAAAGUUUAAGGCAUCCAUUGACAGUUUCAGACACUACUUACAACAUACUGGAUAAAACAUGACAAGACGGUUAACGAUAAAACAAUAAAAGCGCCCCAGUGCUAAACAAAAUGUUAAAUAUAUAAAUACCAAUAAUAACCAAACACUAAAAUGAAAGCUAUGAAUAAAUAAAUCAUAAAUAAAGGCUGCAAUUUCUCCACAGCUUGUUUAUCAGUGUGAUGGCAGCUGGAACAAAAGUGUUUUUUUUUUAAAUAGCGCUUGAUUUUACACUUUGAGACUAAAAACCUGUUUCUAGAGGGGAGGAGCUGAAACUCAUUGUGCAAAGGCUUGUCAUUGAAAAUGAUAUUGGCUGGGUCACAUAAAGAUAUUAUAUUGUGCCGAGAUAUGAGGCAAUAUAUCGUCUUUGAUAUUGGAUUUUGUUAUAUUGUGAUAUUGAAUAAAUGGUGUUUUUUCUGGAUUUUAAA